Molecule: messenger RNA, 1341 nt
Organism: Drosophila eugracilis
Lineage: Eukaryota; Metazoa; Arthropoda; Insecta; Diptera; Drosophilidae
Gene: beta3GalTII
Product: beta-1,3-galactosyltransferase 6
Exons: 1
Coding region: 78-1232 (384 amino acids)
Biological process (GO): glycosaminoglycan biosynthetic process
Cellular component (GO): membrane
Molecular function (GO): UDP-galactosyltransferase activity
Source: RefSeq, a predicted model, not a curated record
UUAAUCAAAGAGCAACAAAUAUUGACGGUAUUUUUUUUAAAUUUUUCCACGGUCACACUUUUCAAUAGUAGCUAAAGAUGAGGCGUUUGAAUUUAGUAACUUUUGUUACAGCCGUAUCUGCUUUUUUUUUUGGUAGUUUUUUUUCUAAAAUACUUAGUUGGGUAGACCAAUGCCCACAACACUUAAGCAGGGAGUAUCAAAAGGAGCUGUAUCCGAAAUUUUUUCUAGUGGUGUUGGUGUUGAGUCCGCCGCGUAACGCUGAGCAAAGAAACACCAUACGGAGAACCUGGCUCCAAAAUGCAAAUCAGCUCUUCUAUCAGCCUUAUUUACCCGAAGAAUUAAUUUAUCUUCCAACAUACAGUCCUGAUGGCCAUUUGCAGGUGGAGUUAGUCGAGCACCAGGAGAAUCGACUGAGGCAGUAUAUGGAAUGGCGCGACAACGUGCUAACCAGUGAUUUACCAAAGGAAAGGAAAAAGCGGGGAUGGAUUAAAGUUAAGCACGUUUUUGCCAUAGGCACGUGGAAUAUCAGCAGCUACUUACAAGCGGAGCUGCUGAAGGAGGAGAAGCAAUACGCUGAUCUUCUCCUUCUACAACGCCACCAUGAUACAUACGGCAACCUCACGGAGAAGCUGUUACAGGCCCUAGAUACUUUGAGGUACCACUAUGAAUUCUCAUAUGUGAUUAAAGUAGACGACGACACAUACGUUAAACUAGACAAUCUGGUAAAUGAGCUUGUUUCCUACGAUCAAAAAUUACUUCGCCAAAAAUCUAACUAUGGCCACCAUCCCUUGCCACAGUUAUAUUGGGGCUAUUUCAAUGGUCGAGCAACGGUAAAAACUAAAGGCCAGUGGAAGGAGACUAAUUAUUAUCUGAGCAAAAACUACCUGCCGUAUGCCCUAGGCGGCGGAUACGUCUUAUCUCGAAAACUGUGCGAAUAUAUUGUUAAUAGUUCCAAAAUCCUCACGCACUAUGUGUCAGAGGAUGUUUCUGUAGGCACUUGGCUAGCUCCAUUGCGUCACGUUUAUCGCUGGCACGAUCCUAGAUUCGACACCGCCUACAAGCCUCGAAAAUGUCAGACCUAUCAUAUGGUCUUGCACAAACGGAAUAUAAAAAUGAUGUCAGACAUAUACGGUGGCAAACUCUGCAGUGGUAUAAACUCCAGCUCAUUAACUGCAUACUACUACGAUUGGUCAAGAACAUCGGAAAAAUGUUGCGAUAACUUAGUAUUAUAAUCAUACUAUCGCUUAGAAAAUAGUUUAUUAGCUUACCUGUGCUUAAUUAACCAUUCUAUGCGGUCGUCUGUUUCAAUAAGACUAGCUACCACAAUAUCCUUGGGGGCCA